Aplosporella prunicola CBS 121167 is the source of this 318-nucleotide messenger RNA. RefSeq lists its product as uncharacterized. Lineage: Eukaryota; Fungi; Ascomycota; Dothideomycetes; Botryosphaeriales; Aplosporellaceae. The record is from RefSeq and is a predicted model, not a curated record. The transcript is spliced from 5 exons. Bases 1 to 318 code for a protein of 105 amino acids.
AUGUUCGCUCCCACCCGCAGCGUCGGCCUCCAGGCCCUGCGCGCGGUCAAGCCCAUCCGCUUUGCCGCCCCCGUGCGCCAGGCUCGCUUCCUGAACCUCCGCGCCACGCCGCGCAUGAGGACGCCUGUGCCUAAGGAGGAACAGAGCGCUCACACCAUCUCCCAGCGUCUGCGCACGCUCAAGAAGAUUCCCCCAGAGUUGAUCCCCCUCGGCAUUGUCCUUGUCAUUGCCGUUGGAGCCGCCAUCUUCUCCAUCACCAGGAAGCUCUACGUGGACAAGACGCUCCGUCUGUCCAGGCAGAGGGGCCACGACCAAUAG